This is a messenger RNA of Cladocopium goreaui, 1373 nucleotides long. NCBI's taxonomy places the organism in Eukaryota, Dinophyceae, Suessiales, Symbiodiniaceae. The record is from the annotation of a GenBank genome assembly.
CAGGAAGCGCGGGCGGCUGCCAGCCAUGAGUUGGUGUGGUGGUCCCGAGCUGUCCUUUGCAUCAUUGUGGCGUUGCUCACAGACAACGGAAGGCUUAACGGGUUUGAUUGGCACGAAGUGUGUAGAGGACCAGUCAAUGCUGAAUGCAAUCCGCCUUGGCAACGGUAGCUCUGAACGCGAUCUGCUUUGUAUCGACUUGAGGCCCAAAGUGAGCGCUUGGGUGAAUAAGGCAGGUGGGGGUGGCUUUGAAUCAUAUCCCCAAUGCCGGAUGAUUUGGGGAGGCAUCGACAACAUCCACGUGGUCCGAGAUGCAUGGAGAGCGAUGGGCAGCGCAGUGGCGCGCUUGGUUGAUACACAGGUGGGUUCGUGGAUGAAAGAUGUGGCAAGCUCCGGAUGGUACGACUACAUCGGAGCCAUCCUUUCAUGCACGUUGAAAGUUGUCACAGAAGUCCUCAACUUCAAGGCAAAUGUCGUGAUCCAUUGCUCUGACGGAUGGGAUCGUACUGCACAGGUGUCCUCCCUGGCUAUGCUUUGCAUGGAUCCGCACUACCGGACCCAGGUUGGAUUUCUCAAGCUCAUCCAGAAAGAAUGGUGCUCUUUUGGACACCGUUUCCGAACGCGCUUGGCGAUCGGCGAUGCGCCGACCAGUGAAUACAGUCCUGUGAUCAUCCAAUGGUUGGAAUGCGUCUUUCAGCUGUUGCAGCAAUUUCCGGACGCUUUUGAGUUCUCGACAAGUAUCCUUGUGCGUUUGGCUGAGGAGGUUUUCACAAAUCGCUAUGGAACCUUCUUUUUUGACAAUGAGCGAGAGCGGCGAUCUGUGGAAGCGCAUACAGUGUCCUUGUGGUCUGUUCUAUUGCAACCAGAGGAAUUUGACCACUGGCGCAAUCCAGGCUACAAGGCCCAGAGGGUACAUCUGUACCCAAGCAUAUGUCAAGCGAACUACGUGGUCUGGGAGGCCUAUUGGUUUCGAUACCAUGUCCGUGGGGAAAGCUUGCCAGCAGAAAGUUCUUCGUGGCCAAGUUCCGAAAGCCCCAAGUCUCAAGCGAUGACUGACGUUCCAGAGGCUCCAGCGCAAACCCCAACUGCUCCUCCUGAGCCAUCGCAAGUGUCACCAGAAUCCGAGGAGUUAGAGCGCGAGCCGGGUGAGCCAAUGAGUCUCUUCAGCCCGGCUGAACUCACAGCACCAAAGCCAGAACCCACACAGCUCUUCGCUGACGACGACGAGGACAUCUUUGCAAAGCCCAACAAGACAGGAGGAAGCUGAAGAUGAGACCAUGGAUUUGCAGUGUUGAGGAAAACCCACGUAUAACAUCGUAUAACUACGUACAAAAUUAACAAGGAUGGCAGACUUCGUGCAUCUUGGUACAAGUGAU